AAAGUUAAAUUUGGAUACUUCUCCCAUUUAAAGCGUUCAAUUCCCAACGAGUCAGCAGUUUUAGCACGGCAGCGAAUUGUUCAACAUCUGGAUCCACCUAGAUUGUAGUUUUUUCCCCAUCUGCAGCGCCAUUUAACCGAGGAAGUGGGAAAAACCUGAGGAAUUCCAGGCAAGAGCGGACAAAAACCCAGUGAAAAUGUACGGCAUUGAUAAUUACCCCAAGAAUUAUCAUGCGAGUGGCAUUGGCCUUGUCAAUUUAGCGGCCUUGGGAUACAGCAAGAAUGAAGUAAGCGGCGGAGCAGCCAGCGAUGGAGGCGCCAAGCCAAAGGCGGGGCUCUACCCCUCACUCCCAUACCCAUCGUCCGAGUCCGUGGGUGGCAUGCCGUAUGUGGUGAAGCAGACGAGUCACGCACAGAACACCUCGUACCCGGGCCCUGGAAUGGGCAUGGGCAUGGGAAUGCCACAACCGGGAGCAGCGCCAUCGGCGCCCUAUCCAAGUGCCACACCAUUUCCCGGCGCUGGUCUCUAUCCCAGUCUGCCAUCUGCCCAGUCGUUUUUGCCGUAUCCCUCGGCUCCGCUGGCGCCUUAUCCAACGGGUCUGCCCUAUCCUGGUGGAAUGCCGCAGCCGAAUCUGCCAUAUCCAGCUGCUCCACUGGCUCCGUAUCCGAACGCCAUGCCCGGCUUUCCCAGCAUGCCGAUGCCGUACGCCCCGAUGCCCACCAGUCCGGCUCCGCAGCAGCAGGGAGGAGGAUUUCCGGCUCUGCCUUAUCCGUCGGCUCCGCCACCGGCCAGUGCACCCACGGCGGAGGAGGAGCCUUCCGUGGGCGUAGCCGAGUUGAGCUUUACGAGCGUUAAGGUGCCCGAGAACCAGAACAUGUUCUGGAUGGGCCGAAAGGCCACUAGCAACCGACAGACAAGCGUUCACGGAACCGACUUUGCCACCCUGCGCGAAUCUUGCGUAGCCAAUGGAACCAUGUUCGAGGAUCCCGACUUCCCGGCGAACGAUGCUUCGCUGAUGUACUCGCGGCGACCAGAUCGCUACUACGAGUGGCUGCGUCCCGGCGACAUCGUAGAUGAUCCUCAGUUCUUCGUUGAGGGCUACUCCCGAUUCGAUGUCCAGCAAGGCGAGCUGGGGGAUUGCUGGCUCCUGGCGGCAGCCGCAAAUCUUACGCAGGACUCGAAGCUGUUCUUUCGCGUGAUUCCGCCGGAUCAGGAUUUCCAAGAGAACUAUGCUGGCAUCUUCCACUUCAAGUUCUGGCAGUACGGCAAGUGGGUGGAGGUGGUAAUCGAUGACCGCCUACCCACUUAUAAUGGUGAGCUGAUCUACAUGCACUCCACCGAAAAGAACGAGUUCUGGAGCGCCCUGCUGGAGAAAGCCUACGCCAAGUUGCAUGGAUCCUAUGAAGCUCUUAAGGGCGGCACCACGUGCGAGGCCAUGGAAGACUUCACUGGCGGCGUUACCGAGUGGUAUGACAUCAAGGAGGCUCCUCCAAAUCUAUUUAGCAUCAUGAUGAAGGCCGCUGAGCGUGGCUCAAUGAUGGGCUGCUCUCUGGAGCCGGAUCCACAUGUGCUGGAGGCGGAGACGCCCCAGGGUUUGAUCCGUGGCCAUGCCUACUCCAUUACCAAGGUGUGCCUUAUGGACAUUUCGACACCGAAUCGGCAGGGCAAGCUGCCCAUGAUCCGGAUGCGAAAUCCCUGGGGCAACGACGCCGAAUGGAGUGGUCCGUGGAGCGACAGUUCGCCCGAAUGGCGGUUCAUUCCGGAGCACACGAAGGAAGAGAUCGGUCUGAAUUUCGAUCGGGAUGGAGAGUUCUGGAUGUCUUUCCAGGACUUCCUUAAUCACUUCGAUCGCGUGGAGAUUUGUAACUUAUCGCCGGAUUCACUGACUGAGGACCAGCAGCAGAGUUCACGCCGCAAGUGGGAGAUGUCCAUGUUCGAGGGAGAGUGGACUUCCGGUGUAACGGCUGGCGGUUGUCGUAAUUUCCUGGAGACAUUCUGGCACAACCCACAGUAUAUUAUCUCACUGGAAGACCCAGACGACGAGGAUGAUGAUGGCAAGUGUACUGCCAUUGUGGCUCUGAUGCAGAAGAACCGGAGAAGCAAGCGCAACGUUGGCAUCGACUGUCUGACCAUUGGCUUUGCCAUAUAUCACCUUACGGACAGGGACAUGCAGGUGAAGCCGCAGGGACUUAACUUCUUCAAAUAUCGAGCCUCUGUAGCUCGCUCUCCGCACUUCAUCAACACGCGAGAGGUGUGCGCUCGGUUCAAGUUGCCGCCUGGCCAUUAUCUCAUCGUUCCUUCGACUUUCGAUCCCAACGAGGAGGGUGAAUUCAUCAUCCGUGUCUUCUCGGAGACGAUGAACAACAUGGAAGAGAACGACGACGAAGUAGGCUUCGGCGAAACAGACGACCGCAUUGCUCCGGCUCUGCCGCCGCCGACUCCGAAGGAGGAAGACGAUCCGCAGCGCAUUGCCCUGCGUCGCUUGUUCGACAGUGUGGCCGGAAGCGACGAGGAGGUUGACUGGCAGGAGCUGAAACGAAUUCUAGACCACUCCAUGCGCGACGUCAUGGUGGGCAACGAGGGCUUCUCCAAGGACGCCGUACGUUCGAUGGUAGCCAUGUUGGACAAGGAUCGCUCCGGCCGCCUGGGCUUCGAGGAAUUCGAGGCCUUGCUUACCGAUAUUGCCAAGUGGCGGGCGGUGUUCAAGUUGUAUGACACUCGUCGCUCAGGCAGCAUCGAUGGCUUCCAUCUGCGCGGAGCCCUCAAUUCGGCUGGCUACCAUCUGAACAACCGGCUGCUGAAUGCCCUGGCCCAUCGCUAUGGCUCGCGAGAGGGCCAGAUUCCCUUCGACGACUUCCUAAUGUGUGCCAUCAAGGUGAGGACAUUCAUCGAGAUGUUCCGCGAAAGGGACACAGACAACUCGGACACAGCCUUCUUCAACCUGGACGACUGGCUGGAGCGGACCAUUUACUCGUAAAUCACAGUCAAUUGAUACUAAUCUAAUCCUAAGUGCCACGCAUACUUAAAUUUACGAUAUGCAUUAAUCAUGCAAGAGCAGAGCAUCACGCCGUACCAUGACCAUAUUGCCUGAAGAUCAGGAAAGAGAGAUACACUCACUAAGCCAACAAGAGAAUCUUAUCGUAUAACGAAAGCCGGAAAUACACAGAAUCACCGAGUGGCGAAAUUGAAGUGGCCUUGGCAUGAGGCACGAGGUGGCGAUACAGAAUAAACACGAUAUAAAACCCGUAUACACAACACACUAAGAUAUAUACACAUUAUAUAUGCGGCGUUUGCUGGAGGGAUGACUAAGAGAGCAUCCAUAAUGUGAGUUCUAUGAGCACCUCGCCAAGAGCCUGAGAUUGCCAGUACAAACUAAAAAGUGCAUUAUUCUACCUUACAUUUUCUACGCGAAACUCAAAGCAGCCAUCAAUUACGCAUUAACGUUUAUCACUAAAGAUAUAGAAUUGAAUGUUCAUAUAUAUUUUUGUAAUACCGCAGUAUAUCGUAUGUGUUUGCCCAGGUGCUUGCACUAAUGCCAAUCAAAAGCGCAGCUUUGUCCAACAAAUGUUAAUGUUGUCAGGGAAAAAAUCGACACAAACUGAUCCAAUCCACUUAUCGAAUAAUUGUAUAAAAAUAGUCAAAAAUCAGUACAUUUAUCAAUUUAAAUCCCCUCCUUUUGUAUUUAUAAAGUAAUCUCAAGAAAGUAUCAAUUGCAACCUAAAGAUCAAAACUAACUAAAAGUAAUCUAUAUUGGUAAGAGGCUUUUUCUUUCAGAUAUAUGUAUGUAUGUACCUUUGUUUUAA
This is a messenger RNA of Drosophila serrata, 3803 nucleotides long. RefSeq names its product Calpain-B (gene CalpB). Lineage: Eukaryota; Metazoa; Arthropoda; Insecta; Diptera; Drosophilidae. Gene Ontology annotation, molecular function: calcium ion binding; calcium-dependent cysteine-type endopeptidase activity. Gene Ontology annotation, biological process: proteolysis. The record is from RefSeq and is a predicted model, not a curated record. Gene Ontology annotation, cellular component: cytoplasm.